UGCCCGGGGGAGGGGAGUCCGAGCGCGGGGUGUGGCGCGGGCGCUUAGGCACUGAGCUGGGGGCAUCGCAUCGCGGCCGGGCCCGGGAUGGAGCUGGGCCGGCUGGAGUACCUGCAGGCCCUCGUCACCGAGUUCCAGGUGACGGACAGCCCAGAGGCCAAGGAGCAGGUACUGGCGAACCUGGCCAACUUCGCCUACGAUCCCAAAAACUACGAGUACCUGCGGCAACUUCAGGUGCUCGAUCUGUUCCUUGAUAUGCUCACCGAAGACAACGAGACCCUCGUGGAGUUUGCGAUUGGUGGUCUUUGUAACCUGUGCCUGGAUAAAACUAACAAAGACUACAUCUUGGAGGCGAAUGGGGUAGAGCCCAUCAUCAACUGCCUCUCCAGCUCCAACGAGGAGACAGUCAUGUCAGCAGUCACCACACUGAUGUACCUGACAACGCCGCAGUCGCGCCAGCAGACCACGGCUCUCCCGGUGGUGGAGUGCAUGCUUCGCUUCUCCCUCUCAGCCAGCAGAAGGCUAAGCAAUCUGGCAACCGUCUUCCUGGAGGACUACUGCACGCCACUGCAAGUGGAAGAGGCCAGGAAUCUGAGCAAACACACAGCCGUGGGGAUUCCUCUCCCCAAGGACUGAAGCUGUCAGAACAACAUGCAGUUGUUGAGAGGGAGACCUCCCUCUGUUUUCCCAGGCCUCCACAUUCUGCUCAGCAGGGCAAGAGUGUGUCAAGAACAACAUUGAAGAGGGAAAUUGGUCAUACUAGCACUGGAUUUUAAUUAAUAAAGGGGAUGGUACAGCACUAACAUGUCAGUCAGACCAAGCACACAGCUAAAACUUUGGGCAAAUAUUUAAAAUAAAACAGGUCAUGGCUGUUGGAGAGCAGGUUGCCAAGUACAGCCCAGCACCCAGCUUGCACAAAUAACCCCUCCCAGAAAUUAGGGGGGUUUCUGCUUGGGUUAUUGAGCAGCUUAUAUACUCUCCAGCUCUGGGCUGGUUUUGCUGCCACUCUCCUCUUCAAUGUCAACUCAAAUGACUUUUGAAAUAUCACAUAAACUUUAUUUCUCCUGCAGAAGAAAGAAGGUGUUUCCCUGCCCUGGCAGUUUGCAGUCCUACUGCAUCCAGUUGGUACUCAAUAUGCCAUCCUGUCAUCACGCACAGGCACUACACAGGGCAGGUUGUAGCUAUCCUAUAUGUGAGGAAGUGGAAAGUUGUUUCUUUCAUUACCACUGGUGAGAAAGGUGAAGAUUUAAAAAAAGAGCUUAUGGCAGUCUGGAUCAUGAGAACAGCUGUCUUGUAAAAGCUUCUCUUAAUAAAACAUUAACUUAAA
Molecule: messenger RNA, 1327 nt
Organism: Athene cunicularia (burrowing owl)
Lineage: Eukaryota; Metazoa; Chordata; Aves; Strigiformes; Strigidae
Gene: ARMC7
Product: armadillo repeat containing 7
Exons: 3
Coding region: 88-636 (182 amino acids)
Molecular function (GO): protein binding
Source: RefSeq, a predicted model, not a curated record